Molecule: messenger RNA, 2589 nt
Organism: Naegleria fowleri
Lineage: Eukaryota; Heterolobosea; Eutetramitea; Acrasida; Naegleriidae
Exons: 6
Coding region: 1-2589 (862 amino acids)
Biological process (GO): protein phosphorylation
Molecular function (GO): ATP binding; protein kinase activity
Source: RefSeq, a predicted model, not a curated record
AUGGGAAACGCUCAACAAGUAGGAGCUCUGCUCGGAAAGAAGGAAUUUCCAUAUGAUAUUGAGGAUGUUUAUGCCGAGACAUUUCUGUGGAAAGUACAUCGUGGAAAAAGGAAAUCAGACAAUGAAGUGGUUACGAUUUUCAAAUUUGACUUUGAUAACACCACUCCACAGGAUAAAAUCGAAUUGGCAAAAGGAAGUCUCAAACGAUUGCGUGCGAUUCGCCAUCCGAGCGUUGUAACCUUUUUAGAUGGUGUAGAAUUAAGUAACACAAUAUUCAUCGUAACGGAAUAUGUGGUUCCAUUAUCUGUUGAAAUUCAAAAUAUCAAAACACAAUUAUCAGCUCCCGAGAUGAUCGCUUGGGGACUUUAUCAAGUAGCUAAAGCUCUCAUGUUUUUGCACGGAAAUAAUUUAUAUCAUUGUAAUGUGAACAUUGAUUCUGUAUUUGUAGAUAUCGGAGGAGAUUGGAAGAUCGGUGAGCUAGGUUUUUUAACAUCAUUCCAAAGCAGCAAUGGUGGAGUAGUGAAUCCUUCAGAAGCUGCAUAUGGAGUUCCUGUGAAAAGAUUUUUCAAUUACAUUCCCAACAAGUACAGACCUUUAGAAGUUGCAUCACAAAGAUGGGAUUAUGUGGAUGCUAAUCCUUCAAAAAUUGAUUCAUGGGGAUUUGCUUGCUUAAUUUAUGAAAUAUUUGAAGGACCAAUGAAUGUACCUGAUGAUUUGAAGAAAAUUAAUCUACCCAAGAUUCCAAAAACACUUCGUGUGGCAUUUGAUCAACUCACUGAUAAGAACGUUAAGAUGAGAUUGGAAUUGUCAAACUUGUUGGAAAAUCCAUACUUUAAUAAUUCUCUCAUUGAACUUCAACUGUUUUUGGAAAAUAUCACAAUCAAAGAUGCAAUUUCUGUGGAAACAUUUCUCAACAGACUUCCAGAUUUACUACCACAAUUACCACGAAACAACAUGAAAAACAAAGUUUUGCCCAGUUUGAUACAGCUGAUCAAAUUCGGAACUGCAGGACAAAAAAGCAAUUGUGCCAAUCAUGAAACUGGAACUGUUCGUGUGAAUUUACUCAAAGGCAUUGACCAUAUUGCUAUUUAUUUAACACAAGAUCAAGCAGAGAAUGUGUAUGAGCACGUUUCAAAAGGAUUUAGAGAUACCUCACCAAUUUUGAGAGAAAUGACUGUGAAAUCAAUGAUCGCUAUUGUUCCAAAACUUAAAGAAGAGACCAUUGACAACAGUGUCGUGCGAUAUAUGUGGGCACUUCAAGGUGACAAGGAAAAUGCCAUCCGAACGAACACAAUUAUUGCAUUUGGAAAACUUGCCCCAAACCUUUCUGAAAAAACUCGAAAGAGAAUUUUGUUGGCUGCAUUUGUGAGAAGCUUGAAAGAUCCAUUUGUGCAUUCCAGAUUGUCUUCAUUGAAAGCACUUCUUUCAACAAAACAAUACUACUCUGUCAGUGACAUGGCGGUGAAGGCAUUGCCAUUUGUUGUGUCACUCACAGUCGAUCCCGAAAAGCAAGUCAGAGAUUUAGCAUUUGUUGUGUUAAACGAUUUUUUGAAAACCAUUUCCGAAGUUUCAGAACAACCAAAUUUCAAUGAAAUUAUUAACAGUGAAAGAAAUGCAGAGACAAAUUCAACAUUGACGAGUGGUGGCCAGAAUCAAGGCGGUAGUGACUCUUCAAAUGUUGGAUCUGAUUACUUCUCUUGGGCCAUGAAAUCUCUCAAAACCAAAGUGUUGGGAGAAAAUCCAACACAACCUUCUUCAUCAACACCAUCAAGUGGCUCUACAAGUAAUCAAACAAGCACGAGCAACAUCACCUCUUCCUAUGGCUCAACAAGUGCUCCACAAACAACAGGUACAACACCAAUUUAUAAACCUGUUGUACUUUCGAACAGCUCUACACAACCUCAACAACCACAAAGAACGCAAUCACAGCAACAAGAUCCAUUCAGUCAAAUGACUGCCAGUCUUCAGGCAAAAUCGAAUACAUCUUCUUCUCCAAACAUGAAUAAGAAAUUAGAGCCACAAAAAGCAACCAAUAGUUUGAAAUUAGCAAAAACGACAAAUAAUGAUCCAUUCGAUGACUUUUUCGACAUGUCAGACGACAGUGGCACUAAUUCCAACGCUUUGGGAAAUAUGACCACUGGAUCUUCAGAUCUAUUGGAUGAUGAUUGGAGCAGUUGGGAUAAUUUGGAUUCCAUUGUGCCCUCUUCAUCGAAACAAUCCUCACAACAACCAAACAAAACGACUUCUCAACCCUUAAAACUAAGUCACUCCACAACAGGCACAACAACAGUGAACAAGAGCACAUCGAACACAAGUAACAACAAUUUGUUGGAAGAUGACUUUUUUUCCUCCAUGCAAAGUAAUCCACCAACUUCCAAAAAAACAAAUCUUAUGCAACCAACCACAGCGACAACUACAUCAACGAAUGCGAGUGUUCAACAGAAUAGAACGAGUCCAAUGCCAACGUCAGGAAGUACUUCCAACAAGACACAAAACACAGCCAACAAGACAACAACCUCUUCACAGAAUUCCAAUAAGAAAACAUCGAAUGCCAACAACGGUUGGAGUGAUAACUGGGAAGAAUGGUAA